Molecule: messenger RNA, 2017 nt
Organism: Hippocampus zosterae (dwarf seahorse)
Lineage: Eukaryota; Metazoa; Chordata; Actinopteri; Syngnathiformes; Syngnathidae
Gene: ca8
Product: carbonic anhydrase VIII
Exons: 8
Coding region: 288-1133 (281 amino acids)
Molecular function (GO): carbonate dehydratase activity; zinc ion binding
Source: RefSeq, a predicted model, not a curated record
GGGGGGUCGUACAGAGUCAAGAAAAAUGCAGAGAACGACAGCUCUACAUCCAUUCAGGCAGAAACUUGGUCAGGCACCACAACCGAAUAUAGGAAUAAAAAAAAAAACACGAGAGAGAAAACAAUUACAGUUUAAAUAAAGACAGGGUAGGCUGUAACGCAGUGAGUUGGAAAUCCUUGUCGGCGCAACAGAGACUUCAAUUUUUCGUCCAAGUGAACAGCGUGUGACGGAGUGAACUGAAAGUACUGACCCGUUUUGCAUCCAGAGUGAGCGGACUGCCAAGCAGCAUGGCUAACAAAGUGAACGAGGAGUCAAAUAACGCUCCAAGGAAAGAUGAGCUGGACUGGGGCUACGAAGAAGGUGUAGAGUGGGGGCUCCAUUACCCAGCAGCGAAUGGGGAGUGUCAGUCUCCCAUCAACUUGAACUCCAGGGAGGCCCAAUAUGACCCCUCCCUCCUGGAUGUCCGCCUGUCAUCAAACUAUGUGGUGUGUCGUGAUUGCGAGGUCGUGAAUGAUGGACACACUGUACGCAUCCUUCUCAAGUCAAAGUCAGUGGUCAGCGGCGGUCCAUUACCGAGCGAUCAUGAGUAUGAACUUCAUGAGGUUCGAUUUCACUGGGGCAAAGAGAAUCAGAGAGGAUCAGAGCACACGGUCAACUUUAAGGCUUUCCCCAUGGAGCUCCAUUUGAUUCACUGGAACAGUACACUGUUCAAUUCUCUGGAGGAUGCUUUGGGGAAGAGGAACGGAGUUCUCAUCGUUGCUCUUUUCGUGCAGGUUGGUAAAGAGCAUCUGGGUCUGAAAGCCGUCACAGAGGUUCUGCAGGACCUGCAGUACAAGGGGAAGAGCAAGAUAAUUCCCUGCUUUAACCCGAACACUUUGUUGCCUGAUCCAUUACUGAGAGACUACUGGGUGUAUCAAGGAUCUCUGACAACGCCACCUUGUAGUGAAAAUGUCAUCUGGAUCCUCUACCGCUACCCUCUCACGAUAUCGCAAUCACAGAUUGAAGAGUUCCGUAGGCUACGCUCACACGUCAAAGGCGCUGAGCUGCCAGAGGGCAACGAUGGGAUUUUGGGGGACAAUUUCCGUCCAACUCAACCACUGAGUGAUCGGACAGUUCGGGCGGCUUUCCAAUGAUUCUCGUGUUCCACUGCCAACUCCCAAAAAUAGAACGGAGAAGAGGCAAACUCGGAAGGUAACUCGUAUUUUAGCUUGUCAAAGGUUCCUUUGCGACAUCACAUCCACAGCACGGAAUCAAUGAUGGGGUCUGGUCCCUGAGCAAUCCGGCCCCUUAGAACCACAUUAGAAUGGGUGGAGUCCCAAAAGAUCUAGCCCGCUUCACUUCCUAAUCUGGCACUCGCCCUACAUACGGUCCUUGGAGGAUGGAGAGAUGCGGACCGGGAAGUAGCUCAGAAGCACUGUGGCGGGAACGUAGAGCGGGCCAUUUACACAUCGUAGACAAGAACACUAAAGUUCCUUGCUUAGGGCUCAUGAACUUAAAAUCGACACGUGUGCGAUGUAUCGCAUUUGAAACUUUGAUGAUGGUUUCAAGCAUGAUUUUUUUUUUCCCCUUUGAGUGAGUUUUAAAAUCUUUUUCUGUCUUUCCCUUUAAAAUGUCUUCCAUGUUUUGAAAGUUUGACGUUGUACGUGCUUUGAUUACGUUUGGUCUUCUACUUUUGCUUCUGAAUGUCAUGAACCGUUUGUCAACGCUUUGCGAGUUUGCUCGUGUGAAACAUCGCGUCGCCUUGUGUAUGAAAUGUGCUAUGGAAACGAAGCUUCAAAAAAGCGUUUCGUGUGAGAAGAGGGCAAGGGGAAGUCUAAGGGGUGGGGGUUUGUAAGCCGCUGCAAGGUAAAGGAGAAACGCCAAAAUAGACGGAAACAGUGUGAGGGAAGGGGAAAAAGUGCACGAAAACAGAGGACUGUUGUUGAUAGUGUCGCGGAUCCCUCAUCUGGUUGCACCAGGACAAAUGCACCUGUGAAGUCAAGAGUUUGUUUCAGUGGGAGGUCUUUUUUGGGGGGGG